AUGGGCGUGAAGGGACUGUGGUCGAUUGUGGCCCCCGUGGGGGUGAGGGUGAACCCGGAGAUCUUCACAGGGAAGCGAAUCGCCAUCGAUGUGAGCAUUUGGCUAUACGAACUGACAUACGCAAAUAAUCUUAAGGUGUUACGAAAUGGAGCCCUGGACAAUAUGAGCAUCUUUAACGACCUGUGGAUGGAUUUUUCUGAAAAUAUGAACAACGACAUGAGGACAGACAAUCUGAAGAAGGUACACCUCUACUUUUUCUUCCUCCGUAUAUGUAAACUACUCUACUACAACAUAAGACCCAUUUUCAUAUUUGACGGAACACCCCCCGAAUUGAAAAGAAAAACCAUUUUCCAAAGAAAUAUUAAGAGAAGAAACCAUGAGGAAAAGUUCAAAAAAACUGCCGAAAAAAUUAUUUACAAUUAUUAUCAAAGGUCUCUCUUAAAAUCGAUGAAAAAUAAAAGGAGUACUUCAAAAAAGAAGAAUCAAAAUGAAGAAGGGGGUAUCUCUCAAGGGAGGUCAUCCUCAUCUGUUGGAUUAAACACCAAUGUGGAGAGUAACCCUGCUCCUUCUUCUUCACCACAACCGAAUCAUACAUAUGAACUGAUCGAAAUAUAUGAUAGCAUUAAAGAAAAUGAUGCCUCUCUUGGGAGCAUGGUAGAGCACAUAGGUAACGUACCUGUUAGCGUGAAGGAUGUUUUAAACAUAUGUAACGAUGAAGAUUUGAAGAAGAUACAGAACAAGGUUCUUAUGAUUAGCGAUUUAGAGGUACAAGCUGGGGGGAUGAGUGGAGAGAUAAAAGGGAAGGAGUUGACAAGUGAUCGAAAGGAGACAGCAGAAAGGGACAACAGAGGGGUGGACAGUGCUGUAGAGGAGGGAAGGACCAACGACGAGGAUGAAUAUGCAGCCAGCCUGGGAGGAGAAUACCCAGCAGAGGGUGAACACCUAAAUCAUAUGGACAACAAAAUUGACGAAGAAAUUGUGAGGAAGAAACACAUGGCUAGGAAGAAGUACUACGAGAGCAUCCCCAAGAAUUUCAAAGGGUUCUUAUGCAUGCGUCGACCGGUCGAUAUUAUCGACAUAAGCAACUACAGUUCGGACAUUUUGGAGUUCACGCGCAAGUUGGGGGAGGGGGGUGAAGCGGAUGAAGCGGUUGGAGUGGAUGAUGUGGAUGAAGCUGGUGAAGUGGAUGAUGUGGACGAAGCGGUCGAGCAGGGCACACCGGAGAAGGACCCCACAAAGGGUUAUACCCGCCUCGAGGGGGAGGUCGAAACGCCGUUAGCGGUGGGAGGUAGGAAGAAGGGUAGCGUGGAGAAGAGGGCAGGACCGGACAAGGCACACCUUCUCCCCAGCGAUGGGGACACCCCGGAAAAGGAAGACCCCGAUGAGGAGAAGCCCCACGAGGAGGACCCCGAUGAGGAGAAGCCCCACGAGGAGGACCCCGAUGAGGAGAAGUCCCACGAGGAGGAGCCCCACGAGGAGAAGCCCCACGAGGAGGAGCCCCAUGAGGAUAAGCCCAGCCGGGAGAAGCCCAGCCGGGAAGAGAUCAACGUCCUGGAGCUGCCCUCCACCCUUGACCGGGGCGAGCUAUUCCGCGAGGGGAAAGACGAAUACAAAGUAUACUACGUAAACAACGAGGAAAUAAAAAUCCCACUAUUCAAGGAAUUAAACAAGGAUGUGUUUGAAAAGCUACCAAUAAAAUUGCAGUACCAAAUUUUGCAAGACAUUAAGGAGGAGUGGUAUGUGGACAAUAGGGUAAAGGCCAUAAAGGCCAAAGAUGACAUGGAUAUAUUUUCGCAAGUACAGUUGGAGACCUACGUGAGGAUGAUUAAGACAGACUUUGAAAUUGAGAAACUGAAAAUAAAGAUGGCAGAAAAUAUACAGAACACGGAGGGAGAACUUAUCAUUAAUAAAGAAUUGUCAAAACAGUUGGACAGUCUAAGCAUUAGGGAUUACAACGAUGGGAAAAAUGACCAGUACCAGGAGCUGUACGUUAAGGGGGAGGAAGACGAGGAGGGGGGACUCCUGACGAAUGCCCAUUUGGGAGGAGAGAGGCUCGUAGAGGGGGAAGAAGAAGGUAGUGUGCGCCACGACCAGCGCACCUGUAUAGAGGCCUAUGGGCAAGUAGAACUGGCCAGAAGGAGGGGCGUAACUAGGCCCAAAAGGGAACAGCGCGGGGGGGACAACGAUUCGGAUAACGAUCCGGGGAACGAUCCGGAGAACGAGAAAAAGGCGGUGGUCAAAAUGGAAAACGAAUUUAAGAAGAACCUGCUGCUCGAUGAUGAGGAGCUUUUCGGGGAAGACCUCCUUCGAGAGGUGGAGGAAGAGGGGCGGCAAGUUGAGGGGAAGAAGGCAGAGGACGAGCAAGCGGAGGGGCAUCCCCUCCAGGGAAGAACCCCCCCCGAGGGGGAAACGCAACCUGAGGCGAAACAGGCAGAUGCAGGGGAGCAGAUCACCCUGUUGAGACAGGCUGAUAUCCACGAGAAUGGGGACUCUGCCCCAAGCGUUCACAGCAGUGGAGAUGACUUCGAAAAUUGCAGUGUUGACGAGAAGGAGCAGAGGGAGGAAGACGUGGAGGGGCAAAUAGGGGAAGACGUGGGGGGGCUACAAAUCGCGCAGGACAUGAUUGACCUAACCAGCAGGGAUGAACAGACGGAGAUGCCAAUCCAAAUUUAUGAUGAAGAAGAAAUGUGUGAGGCAUCCAAUGAGCCACACAUCGGUGGUGAGAAGGAAGCACGUGAUGAAGUGACGCUCAUUCUGAGGGAAGCUCCCCCAGGAGGGGAAAGGGCACAGGUUGAGUCCCCGCCCCUGCAUGAUAAGGUACACAGUUUAAUAGUUAAUUCCUCGAGUGGGGAGGACUCUGCGGAAGGGGAAGCCCCUCCCGAGGGGGAAUCCUCCGCCUAUGGGGACCCCUUCUCUUCAGAGAUGCCCCCGUCGACCUCCAUCGAGUUGGCGGCUGAAACGGAGUACUCGAGUGCGCCUCAGCCCAUCAGUGGGGACGAGCAGAAAAUCUGCGAGGCGAUGAAAAAGGUGAAGGAAAAGGUAAGGCGAUUUAUUAGCAAAGACGAAAUAAGCAAGCUGCUUCUGAACAAGGUGGAUCUGGGCACGGUGGGGAAGGAGAGUUACUUAGAGAACCUACUGAACAAUAAGGUGUUGCUGGACAGGUUUGGCGUGGGAGGGGAGGCUCGCGAUGAGGCCCGCGAUGAGGCCCGCGAUGAGACCCGCGAUGAGGCCCGCGAUGAGACCCGCGAUGAGGCCCGCGAUGAGACCCGCGAUGAGGCACGCGGUGACACCCGCGGUGGAGGAAUGCCGUGUAAGGAAGCCCUAGAUGGGGGAGUCCUCACCGGCGAACUCCUAAAUGGAGAAGCCCCCCCGGAUGACCGCGAACAGCUGCGAGAUAGCCGCGUGCUGGACGCCUACCUGGACAAAACGAACAAAGAGAAUGAGCAGCUACUGAAUGAGUAUAAAAAGUUGAAAAAAAACAAUAUCGAAAUAAAUGAAGAAAUUAAUGAAGACAUAAAAAUUUUAUUGAACAUGUUUGGGAUACCUUAUGUACAAUCCCCAUGCGAAGCAGAAGCACAGUGUUCCUAUCUGAAUUGCAAAAAUUAUUGUGACGCUAUCAUAAGUGACGAUUCCGAUGUACUUGUAUUUAAUGGCAAAACAGUAAUUAAAAAUUUUUUCAACAGAAAAAAAACGGUAGAGGUAUAUGAAAGGAAGCAUAUAGAGGAUAAAUUGGGUCUAUACCAAGACGAACUGAUUAACUUGUCAUUGCUAUGCGGAUGUGAUUAUACGAUUGGAGUUCACGGAGUAGGAAUAGUAAACGCUUUGGAAAUUAUUAAAGCUUUUCCUACCUUUGACGAUUUGAAAAAACUGAAGGAGAUCGUAUCGAAUCCCUUUAGAGACCUCAGCAAGGAUGACAAAUAUUUUCACAACGAGGAAGUUCACAAUGAGGAAGUAAAGAAUUUUCUGAAAAGUCAUAAAAAUUAUAAAUUUAAUUGGAUCUUUCCAAAAAAUUUUCCAGAUAGGGAAGUAUACAAAUGCUUCAAAUACCCCAAGGUAUGUACAGACAUACAAAAAUUUCAAUGGCAUUUUCCAAACCUCAGUCAUAUUACCAAAUUUUUACACAAAGCGACUAAUAUUGCGGAAGAAAAAAUUUUUAAUGUACUUAAUCCCAUUUUGCAGAAGUAUGAUGUUAAGGUCAGAAGUUAUCAACUCAAAAUUGAUGAUUUUUUUCCCAUCAUUGAGAGGAAAAGAAAGAGCGUUGAUGAUUUGAUUGACAUUAUUCGGGAUACUCAGAAGGGGAAAAGAAGGGACAGCAACAGUGCUAAGAGAGGCAAAGGGGGGAAGGGCGGUAAGGGAAGUAUUGGAGGUAGUCCCCCAUUGGGUAGAGACAUCACUUCUCUCAUUGACUUCAACCCUGCGGGGGUCAUUCGGUCCAAGCGCAUGACCACGGCACUGGACCACAUAAAGGGCCGCGGACGCUCCCGCAAAAGGGGCACCCCGGGAGAGACGCGGCGUUAA
Molecule: messenger RNA, 4518 nt
Organism: Plasmodium cynomolgi strain B
Lineage: Eukaryota; Apicomplexa; Aconoidasida; Haemosporida; Plasmodiidae
Product: DNA repair endonuclease
Exons: 2
Coding region: 1-4518 (1505 amino acids)
Biological process (GO): nucleotide-excision repair
Cellular component (GO): nucleus
Molecular function (GO): single-stranded DNA binding; DNA endonuclease activity
Source: RefSeq, a predicted model, not a curated record